Messenger RNA from Salpingoeca rosetta, 3887 nucleotides. RefSeq lists its product as uncharacterized. The record is from RefSeq and is a predicted model, not a curated record. NCBI's taxonomy places the organism in Eukaryota, Choanoflagellata, Craspedida, Salpingoecidae. The transcript is spliced from 3 exons. Bases 120 to 3887 code for a protein of 1255 amino acids.
GCCUGUCGCAAUCACCCUCGGUUGUUUACAGUGAACCUGAACAUUGUUACAUGAACAUUACAUGUCGCACUGUGUGAAUCGCUGGAGGCCCAAAUUUUCGACCUCACCCUUUACGCCUUAUGGCAAGCUCGGAGGUGCAGCAGAGGGCUGCUGCUUUGUGCAUGAAGCAGACUGAAGGAGUGCACCACAAGUUCAAGAGGCAAUGGUACGACAGCGACUUGAGCGACAGCAGGAAGACGGGUGCCUUGUUGUUCGACAUUGCUUGCCUCCACAAUGGGGAUGGCAUGACCCAGCACGACUUUCAGUGCCUCGCUCGUCCAGAUGUUCCGGCUGCAUACCUGGUCAUUGGCGUCGACAGCAGCGGCACCGUCGUGGGGUGCGAUGAAGCCGAGAUGACAGAUGGUGCAGUGCUCUCACAAUUCCUCAGGUCACGCUUGGACCCGUGCCCCGAAGUCACUGUGUACCACACCGUCCUGAAGGACGACAAGCGCGUGUUCUUGGUGGAGAUUGCCGUCGACACGUCCAUUGGGCAGCCUGUGCGGGUGUGCUCCAAACAGCAUGGCAGUCUUCUCACCCGCAAGCCAGCCCGCGUGAGCGAGGGCAACGCCGACUGCGACGUGGCAAACAGCGUGUGGCCGUCCAUCGUGUCCUUCUUUUGUGACUCUGACGAGCAACAGCAGCUCUACACAGAGUUGCGCGAGCACCUGGAGGAGACGGGGGCAAGCCAGGCUUCUCCAUUCUUCAACGGCGUCCGCCGAGUCCUGAUCGCCGACCAGCUGGAGGAGCACCAGGCAGUGUGGCUUGCAGCCAUUCCCUGGCACGCGAUCAUCUCCUUUGGCGCCAACGAUGGGCUGAAGCAGGCCAUCCCACAGGUGACUGGUGUGGAUGUUGAGGAGUUUGAGCUCGAGGCGUGCUGGAAGAAGCGUGGCGGGGUUCCCCCAAAGGAGGUUAUCCAGAACGCGGCACACGGCAGCACCAGGCUCUUUCUCACAGCACCACUCGACCCGAUGGACGACGACACAGGGCGCAUAGUGGCUCAGGCCUUCCAAAGUGUUUACGACCGGGUUGAGGAUGCGAUCAACUCAGAUGAAGCUUUGCCUGUCGUCUACGCUGCGGUUCUCAACGGGUUUAUGGACAGAUUUCUCGAGACGGCAUGGCGGCGCAUGCUGCAACACAGCAGCUCGCACGUUGUCCUCGUCGGCAUUUCCUCGCAACGUGGUUCUGAUCGCGUUUGGCAGGAAUUCAACGAACUGAAUGUUGUGGACAUGUGGCAGUUCUCUUGCACCAAUACCGUGCUACCCAUGCUUGCCGACACCAUGGGCACAACCACCAGUGACCUCAUCAUCGACCUCCCCACCCGAGGUACCAUCCACAACGAAGACUUGGCCCCGGUGCAGGGUUACCUGACCUUGAUGUACGCUCCUGAGUCCAGCACUACACCCACCGACAACAACCUCUCUCUUCGAGACCUGCAGCUGCGAUUCCUGCAAGGCGGCGUGCUCACGGCACAGCUCUUGCGGCGAGAGAAGCAGGGGGAUUCGUGUGUUGUCCGGCGUGACUUCCACGGCAUCCUUGCGCGGGAGCUGGAAGACGCCAUCGCCAGCGACGACAGCUCGCAGCGGAUUAUUGCGGUGAGCCACGGCCGGACGACCGGCGCCUCGACUGUGGUGCGUCAUGUGCUCCUCAACAAGGCCAUGGCCAACGCCGUGACUGCCUUUGAGCUGUACAAGAUUCCAAGGAACGAGAAGCAGAGGCGUGCCGUCGUUGCUCUGCUUCAGCUCGUGCACGAGCGCUCCUCGUCCCCCGUUGUCUGUCUGGUGGACAACGACGACGUCACACCUGGCCAAGUGCUCCAAUUUGUGCAGUCGACAGCCCUCCACGACAUACCACAGCUCGUGUUUGUGGUGACCAGCAGGAGGAUGCACCGGCGCAAAACCCAGCGUGACCAGCUAGAGCUGCCACAACCCAGCAUCGUACCGAGCACGAGGCAUCUCCAGCUUGCGGGGGCCCUCACCGAGAAGGAGAUGGAGGGCUUUGAGGCCGUGUUCAGCCACUUCAGUGGCAUGUGUCGAGACCAUUCUGGCAACAGCAAUGGUGGCCGAGACGCAGGGUUUCUGUGGGGCUGUGCCCUGAUGGCCAACAAAGAGGACGCAGUGCUGGCCCACAUCGUCGAGCAUGUUGCCUGGCUCCCUGCUGACGAGGCAAGGGCUCUGCAGGCUGUGGCUGUGACCAGCGGCCUGGCGAACUCGUCCCUUCCGCUCUUUGCUGCUGAGCGGCUUCUCGUUGACCAAGGCGCUGUGGACUGGCCCUUUCUGCAAGCGAAGCGCUGUGGCUUCACUUGCCUCGUUCGCUUCCACGGCAGCCGGCUAUGCGCACCUCUUCCCACUGAUUUCGUCUGCCGCAGUCUCUUCCAGGCGGCGGUUGUUCGCCUGCGCGACGCAUCCGUCACUGUGAGCAGCAUCACCAGUGCCCUGUGGGAUCCAGUCGCCCUCUUCGACACGGUCGAGCAGCUCUUGUGCAUACUCGAGGCAAGUUGCCACAACGAUGAUACGGUGCAAGAGAUCAUGCGCCGUUUGUUCGCCGCGACAUCCAGCGACCUGCUGCACCUCCUCAACCGCGACCAAGGCCAGCAACUGUACGAACUUGCCAUCCGCACCAGCCCGAGCAAGCACAAGGCGCACCUGCUGGCCGAGCAGGGUCAACACGUCGCACUGCACAGCGAAGGCAGCAUGGCCCUGAUUCACAUGGCGUAUCGCCUUGCAGAGGACGGUGUUGCCCGGGCGACGCAGCAGGGGGCGAGUUUGCGAACCCUGUCCACCUUGAUUGGUAUUCGAGCACACGUCUUGAAGGUGAUGAUCCAGGCGCAGCUGGAAACGGGCGAGUCUCCAAACACCACCCUUGCAGCUGCACUUGCUGACGCUGAGCAUUACUUUCAACGAGACGCGGAUCACGACAACACGCAACUGGCGGUGGCACUGUGCACAAUGGCCAUCGAUGUUGCCAAGCACAUGGAAUCGGCCGACCCCAUGCGCGACAUGGCGCUCAAUGCAGCCCUACACUGGGCAUCCCAACUGCAGUUGUGCAUUACCAGCAAUCGCGCAGAGGAUCCGGAGAAGGCCAGGGAAAAGCUCCGCACAAUCUGGGCGGCACUAGAGUCUCUGCGUCCUCCUCCCCAGCGCAGCGUGCUGCAGAAAGCGGUGGCCGAUGCUGAGCAUGAUGCUGACGAUGAGGACAACAUCGACGUUGAUGAGGCGCUGCUGUCUUCGGCGCCGCAGCUGCGCCAGUCUUCAUGGCAAACCGUGAACCAGGGCGACGCCACGAUCAUCUUCCGCUGCCUGACACAGCUCCUGAAGCGACGGUCCAAGAUUGCUUCGUUCUACCACGUCCAAGAAUGGAUCCAUGCUGCUGUGGCGUGUGAUGACACGCAGAUGCCCCUUCACGCGAUUGCGCAGUCUGAAUGGUACCGAUGGGUCGUACAGCAAGUCGACCGCGGGCAGCUGCAGGUUCAUGGCCGAGGCACCGUGUGGGCGCUGUGGCAACAGUGGCUCCUGACGGUGGCAGUGCUGUCUGGAGUGAACACCAGAAUCGACGGUCGCACAUCGGCUGACACCCCGCUGUGGUAUCUGCAGACCAGAAUGGGCGGCGAAGCCAUGAUCAGCGACAUCCGCAUGACGAAACCCGAGCACCCGUCUACUGGCGAGCUUGACAGAGAGUGCAAUGUGCGGGUGAGAGUGCAUGGCAGAGACCUCGUCGUUCCGUUUCUCAACCCACCGACCCUUGAGCGUCUUGCAGCAAACAUCCGAGUCCGCCCUUUUCUUCCUACACAAGUGCGCGUGUUCUUGGUCGUCAAACGCGCCAGCCUCUACGCCAAGUUGGAGAAUCCUUGA